Molecule: messenger RNA, 882 nt
Organism: Psilocybe cubensis
Lineage: Eukaryota; Fungi; Basidiomycota; Agaricomycetes; Agaricales; Agrocybaceae
Exons: 4
Coding region: 1-882 (293 amino acids)
Molecular function (GO): acyltransferase activity, transferring groups other than amino-acyl groups
Source: RefSeq, a predicted model, not a curated record
AUGGCCCCCGAGAACAUGAAGUGCCCUACUCGUACGGUGAAAGAUGCCUGCAGAGGUUUGGGAAAGAGGUGGGGCAUUAAGCGGCUCUUUUUGGAACCCAGUACUGCGUACGACUCGACAGUCAACACAGUCGGAAUGGGGUACAACCCUCAGCUCUACCCUCUCGAGGUCAAUCCAACAACAGGAGAGCCCUUCCUUCGACUGCGUGGUCACCACAAUAUCAUAAUAACUCCCCCACGGCCUGAAGAUGUACCAGCGAUGGUUCCUUAUCAUAACGACCCACGGAUUUGCGAAUAUUUGGGAGGUCCUCCAUUUCCAUAUACUCUAGCUCAUGCACAGAGUUUUUUUGACAUCACAAGAUCACUUUCCGACCGUUUGCUGAGCCAAUUAGAAGAUACAAAGGAUCAACGAGGACUGGUCAUACUGGAAAACUGCCCAGUAAGAGCCAUAAGAGAGGUUCAUGAGGAUGGAAGCGACACGUUCAUUGGGGACAUAGGAUUUAUGCGGUGCCCAAUUGGAGAACUUAUGGGCACCAAUGCCGCGAGUCUAGAUUGGGAAAACAAAACCAUUGUGGAGGAACGUAACAACAAACUUCCUGCAGGCGAUCCAAAUAUCAUCUGGAGCAUAGGAGAUUUUUUAGCUCCCUCUCAUCACGGCCGGGGAAUAAUGACUGAGGCAGUCAGAACGAUACUUCAUGAUUGGGGUGUUCCACGAAUGGGCAUACGCCAUGUUUGGGUAUCAACAUUUACAGGAAACGAUGGCAGUGUGAAAGUGUUCAUGAAGAACGGGUUCAAAUUGAUUUACACUUGCGAUGAGCAUAAGGAAGCGAAAGGGAAGAUGCGUGGGAUAAAUGUUUUGGAAUGGAAAUAUGGCGAGAGUUAG